CAUGGUACGUUUCUCUCUUCUCUCGUGGACGCCUGUAUGAGCCUAUCUGCUGUAAAACCCUUCUUCUUCUUCGUCGGUCUUUCGGUGAGUGAAUUUGACCUGAAGAAGAACACGCUAAAGAAAACCUAACAAGUCCAGGCAAGUUCAGAAGAAACGAAAAUGCUGAGCGCCAAUCUUCCUGAAGAAAUUGUAGAGGAUAUCGCAGCGAGGCUACCAGUGAAAUCCCUGCUUCGAUUCAAAUCAGUGGCGAAAUCCUGGUACGCACAAAUCACUGAUCCAUAUUUUGUAACGAGACAAUUUGAAUGCUCUGAUUUGAUCACCAAAAACCAUCGUCUCCGGCUGAUCUCCCGAUUGCACUAUCUCACUCUGAAGCCUUGCAUUUCCCUAGUUUCCAACCAGGAAUCCGACGAUAUAGAAUUGCCAUUCCCCGAGAAGAAUGUGGAAUACAUAUUUUUUUAUGGUCAAUGUAAUGGGAUUUUCUGUCUCUAUGGGGUCUAUGGAGAAGAUAGUGCUGGUCAGGCCAGCUUGAUUCUGUGGAACCCAGGGACAAAAGAGGUGAAGAUCCUUCCUGCAUCUCAGAACCAACCCAAAGACAUGGUUUAUGUCAUAUUUGGGUUUGGGAUUGAUCCCAUUACAAAGGACUACAAGGUUGUUCGAUUUGGGAAUUUGGCUUUUGAAGGAAGAGAACAACCUCCAGUUGAGGUGUAUAAUCUCAGUACUGAUUCUUGGAGAACCAUUGAUGCUAUUGUCCCUGCUUUUCGAUUGUGUUAUCCAAAAUGUAGGGCUUAUUUGAAUGGUGUUUAUCAUUGGCUAACUGAUGAUAACAAUGAUCAGGCCAUUUUGUGCUUUGAUUUCAGCAAAGAGGUGUUUGGGAAGAUCCAAUUGCCUCCUGCAAAAAUUGACGAGUCUCAUGAAUUAACUGUUGCUGUAAUUGAUGAGAGGCUUGCCUGUGUUGAUACAUUUUGCAUGACCAAUUACAAGUUUGAGAUUUGGGUGAUGAAUGAGUAUGGUGUUGACAGCAGCUGGGCUAAGAAGUUUGUAGUUGGACCAUGCCCUGAGUUUGGUUCAUUUCUAGGAUUUUGGGGAGAUGAUGAGAUUCUUGUUGAAGAUGAAGGUCAAUUGGUUUCAUAUAAUCUUGGGAAUAAGAAAAUACAGAGGUUUGAAAUUCAUGGAGUUCCAAAGCUAUUCAGAAUGUUUGAGUAUGUGGAAAGUUUGGUUUCUUUGAAGAACUAAGAAUAUCAUAAAGUGAAUCUUCUACAUUCAUUCAUUCAGAGAGAAAGGAGAACAUAUAGAAGGAAAAGUGCUACAUAAGAUUUACAUCUUAUUUUUAUGCUUUUCUCUUUUUUUCCUAUCCUUUUUUUAAUGCGUUCAUAUGCAUUUAUUUUGUGGAUGUAGAAUAUUCAUUAUGACAUCUUGAAAGAGAUGUAAUAUUUUAUCAUUUGAAUU
Molecule: messenger RNA, 1446 nt
Organism: Prosopis cineraria
Lineage: Eukaryota; Viridiplantae; Streptophyta; Magnoliopsida; Fabales; Fabaceae
Product: F-box/kelch-repeat protein At3g06240-like
Exons: 1
Coding region: 160-1233 (357 amino acids)
Molecular function (GO): protein binding
Source: RefSeq, a predicted model, not a curated record